Molecule: messenger RNA, 2845 nt
Organism: Trachemys scripta elegans
Lineage: Eukaryota; Metazoa; Chordata; Testudines; Emydidae
Gene: IGDCC3
Product: immunoglobulin superfamily DCC subclass member 3
Exons: 14
Coding region: 381-2738 (785 amino acids)
Biological process (GO): cell-cell adhesion; axon guidance
Cellular component (GO): plasma membrane; axon
Molecular function (GO): protein binding
Source: RefSeq, a predicted model, not a curated record
GAGAGAGGAGCGAGUGUGCAAGGGGGGAAGAGAGGGAUCGCUGGCCCCGGUGCAGAGGAGGCAGUAAUGUUCAUGCCUGUGUGUUUGCAAAGAGCAAAGGGAGAUGCUGACAGAUCCCUGAUAGAUGUGCAAGAUGGCGCAAGCCCAUUCCAGCCUCUCCAGCCACCAAUUGUCUUAGGCAGCGCUCGCACCAUGAGGAUCUAGGUUGGCUUCCAACCACCCCCACCCCUUUUUCCAUUUCGGUGCUUUGCGGAUAUUUUUUUGGGGGGGCUUGAAACCCGCUUUUGGGGGGGGCUGAUUCUCUCCCCCCCCCCUCCAGCUGGAUUUUCCACCCCCGAUCGCAGAGGAGGAGAAACACCAGCCGCACCAAAAGUGGUUCCAUGGCUUCCCCCGGCUCCCCUCUGCCGGCCGGCGUGUUCGGAUUCCUGCUGCUCGCCUUCGCGGGAGAUUUUGGUCAUUCCACCGAGCUGGCCUUCGCUGUGGAGCCCAGCGAUGACAUAGCAGUGCAGGAGCGGCCGCUGGUGCUGUACUGCCAGGUGGAGGGAAUCCCGCCCAUCACCAUUACGUGGCGGAAGAACGGGGCGAUGAUCGUGGAGAAUGAGAACACCUUCGUGCUGGCCAAUGGAUCGCUGUACGUCUCCCGCUUCCAGAAAGUCAGGGGGGAUGGGUCGUCUGAUGAAGGUGAAUACGACUGCAUGGCUCAAAACCGCUUUGGGCUGGUGGUCAGCCGCAAGGCGAAGAUUCAAGCAGCUACUAUGUCAGACUUCCAUAUUCAUCCUCAGAACGCAGUCGUGGAAGAAGGCGGUGUCGCAAGGUUCCAGUGCCAGAUCCAUGGUUUACCAGAGCCUGUAAUCUUGUGGCAAAAGAAUCGAGUCCCCAUCAACACGGACAAUGAUAGGUACACGCUGCUUCCCAAAGGAGUCUUGCAGAUUACCGGACUCAGAGCAGAAGACAGUGGGAUUUUUCACUGUGUGGCUACCAACAUAGCUAAUGUGAAAUUCAGCCGGGAGGCCAGACUCUCUGUGUCAGGCUCCCAUUCGACGGUUUACAAGGAUCCCAUGAUUCUUGUCGGCCCAGAGAACCUCACGCUGACUGUGCACCAGACAGCUAUCCUGGAAUGCAUUGCAACUGGGAAUCCCCGGCCCAUCGUGUCCUGGAGUCGACUAGAUGGCCGUCCCAUUGGCGUAGAAGGAAUUCAGGUGCUGGGGACAGGAAACCUAAUGAUUUCUGACCUCACUGUGCAGCAUUCUGGGAUAUACGUGUGUGCUGCUAACAAACCCGGCACCAGGGUGCGGAGAACUGCCCAGGGAAGGCUAGUCGUACAAGCCCCUGCGGAGUUCGUGCAACACCCUCAGUCAAUUUCCAGACCCGUAGGGACGACUGCGAUCUUCACCUGCCUGGCCCAGGGGGAGCCUUCCCCUCAGAUCACCUGGCUGAAGAACGGGCAGAUCCUAGAACCGACUGAUCACAUCAAACUGAAGAAUAACAACAGCACGCUCACAAUCUACGGGAUCAGUCAGGAGGAUGAAGCCAUCUACCAGUGCAUCGCUGAGAACAGCGCCGGCUCCACCCAAGCCAGUGCCCGCCUGACGGUGCUGUGGGCGGAUGGGUUGCCUGGCCCUCCACAGAAUGUGAAAGCCGAGACGGUCUCCGCAACCACUGUCCAGGUAUCCUGGAGCGAACCUCUGCAGAACACCAAGGAGAUCAUCGGUUAUGUGCUGCACAUAAGGAAAGCUGCAGACCCCGUGGAGAUGGAAUACCAGGAGGCUGUUAGCAAAAGCACCUUCCAGCAGCUAGUGACCGAUUUAGAGCCCUCGACCAGUUAUAGCUUCUAUAUAAAGGCUUAUACCUCCCGGGGUGCCAGCAAAGCCUCUGAAGUCAUGGUGGUGAGCACGCUGGGAGAAGUCCCAGCAAUUCCGUCCCUCUUUAUUAAAGUUCUUAACAGCACCACCAUCCAAGCGGUGUGGGAACCCUCCGUCAAACUGGGCCAGCAUGAAGGAUUCAAACUCUACUACCGUAAAGUUCACCUAUCCCACUUUACUGGCCCUAUGCUCCUGCCCAGCAACAUUACAUCUUAUAACAUUACUCACUUGGACCCAUCAGUGGUAUAUGAAGUAAAACUCCUGGCAUAUAACCAGCAUGGGGAUGGAAAUUCUACUGUCCGCUUUGUAUCCCUUCGAGAAACUGUUGAAAGAACAGUGUUGAAUCCCCCGUGUGACUGCAUGAAAGAUGAGCAAAAUAAUAAGACCUCCACCACGGGGAUCAUCAUUGGGAUCCACAUUGGAGUCACGUGCAUUAUAUUCUGUGUCCUGUUCCUCAUGUGUGGGUACAGAGGAAGACUGCUGAUGUGUAAAAACGUCCAGGAACAGCUGUCAACCCCCCAGAUCCCGAGGAGUCAGAGGAACACCACAGGCCUGGUUCUGAAUGGAGCCGCUCGGAGGGACAGGGAUGACCUGGACAUGAAUGGGAAGCAACUGGAGAUGAACGAACUGGAAAGGUUGUUUCUAGCAUUGCCUUCCCAGGAUCAACAGGAUAAGGGAAUAAUGCCAGAUCACGUCCCACCUGACUCACAUGAUGAGACUCAGAUAUCUACCCUUCCACUGGAUGAAUUCAGCAUUAUAGAAGAACAACUCGAUCCCCCAGCCAAAAGUCUGGCGCCUGAUGAUCAGGGUGGACCGCUACACAACUUUAGCCAGGAAGUCCCAGCUUUGAAACAUAGUCCCACCAAUGAAGGAUAAUUGCCAAGUCUCUAAGCCUCUUGUAGGACUCACCAAGAACCAUUUCCAUGUCUGGUGAUGUCUUUACAAUGAUUCGUCAAUCUCAGGUCAAUUUAAGAUUUCUACAG